Molecule: messenger RNA, 4710 nt
Organism: Batrachochytrium dendrobatidis JAM81
Lineage: Eukaryota; Fungi; Chytridiomycota; Chytridiomycetes; Rhizophydiales
Exons: 8
Coding region: 1-4710 (1569 amino acids)
Biological process (GO): vesicle transport along actin filament; actin filament organization
Cellular component (GO): myosin complex; vesicle; cytoplasm
Molecular function (GO): ATP binding; actin filament binding; microfilament motor activity
Source: RefSeq, a predicted model, not a curated record
AUGACGGAGGUUAAAGCCCUCGAUAUCUACACAAAGGGCACUCGUGCAUGGUUUCCUGAUGAGGAUUUAGGAUGGGUUAUGGGCAGCAUGACAACCAAAACCUUGGAUGCCACAUCUGGGAAACUGGCCAUGUCGUUCUUUAUUGAACAUCGUAAAAAGGUUACUUUUGAGUCGACUCUGCAGAAACUCGAGACAAACAAAUUUCAGGACCUUCCUCCUUUGAUCAACCCUCCUAAACUGGCUGGAUGCGAUGACUUGACUAAUUUGUCAUAUUUGCACGAGCCUGGAGUUCUUUACAAUAUUCAGUUGAGAUAUGCACAAGAACAGAUUUACACUUACUCUGGUAUUGUGCUGAUUGCUAUGAAUCCUUUCAAGCGUCUCAACAUUUAUACUGCCGAGAUUAUGAGAGAAUAUUCCGGAAAGCAGCGUGACGAGCUGGAACCUCAUUUGUUUGCAGUCGCAGAACAAGCUUAUCGUAACAUGAUUAAAGAAAAGAAAAAUCAAUCAAUUAUCAUUUCUGGAGAGUCUGGUGCUGGUAAAACACAAAGUGCCAAGUAUAUCAUGCGUUACUUUGCAAUUGUUGAUGAAUUGGGCGUGUCCCGUGCGGGAAGCGCUGCUGAAGUUGCUGGAAACUCUAAUUUGGCUGGAAACACCACUGAAAUCGAAGAAGCAGUGCUUUCCACUAAUCCCAUCAUGGAAGCUUUUGGUAACUCCAAAACAUCGCGUAACGACAACUCGUCUCGUUUUGGAAAGUACAUUGAAAUCAUGUUUGAAAACAAAACAGAUGGGCCUGGUGUACGCAUCACUGGUGCAAAAAUCCGAACUUACCUAUUAGAGCGUUCUCGUUUGGUUUUCCAACCUCAAACUGAGCGUAACUAUCACAUCUUUUAUCAGCUUUGUGCUGCUGCACCUGCUGCUGAACGAAAGGAACUUGGACUUGGAAGUUGGGAGGCAUUCUUUUAUCUCAACCAAGGAGGUACGGGUGUGGUAAAUGGCAUGGAUGAUGUGGCCGAGUUUAGUAUCACCCAAAAGGCAUUGUCCACCAUUGGCAUAUCUGUCUCUGUGCAGUGGGAUGUCUUCAAGAUUUGCGCUGCUUUGCUUCACAUUGGUAACAUCAAAAUCAUAUCAUCCCGUGAUGAAGCACAGAUUGCCGAUGAUGAUCCUGCCCUCCAUACUGCUGCGCGGCUUUUGGGAGUUGAUCCUGCCACGUUUAAAAAAUGGAUUAUCAAGAAGCAGAUUGUGACUCGCUCUGAAAAGAUUAUUACUAGUUUGAAUGUUGUCCAAGCCACUACUGGUCGUGACUCUAUUGCCAAAUUCAUCUACAGUAUGCUGUUUGACUGGAUUGUCAGGAUUGUCAAUUUGAAUCUAACCCGAGAGGUUGCUACCAAGGAUGGCCGUUUUAUUGGUGUGCUAGAUAUUUAUGGAUUCGAGCACUUUAAAAGAAAUUCCUUUGAACAGUUUUGUAUUAACUAUGCCAACGAAAAGUUGCAGCAAGAGUUUAAUGCGCAUGUGUUUAAACUUGAACAGGAAGAGUAUGUUGCCGAGAAAAUCACAUGGUCUUUUAUUGAGUUCAAUGACAAUCAGCCUUGCAUUGACAUGAUUGAAAACAAGCUUGGUAUUUUGGAUUUGCUUGACGAAGAGUCGCGUCUUCCAUCUGGUGCAGAUAGUUCAUUAAUCACUAAGCUAUAUCAGCGUUUUGGCACAGCACAAAGCAAGUUCUUUGAAAAGCCCCGUUUUGGACAGCAGGCAUUUACCAUCAAGCAUUAUGCCUGUGAUGUAACUUACGAGAUUGAAGGUUUUAUUGACAAAAACAAGGAUACAGUGGCUGACGAACAAUUGAGCAUGCUUAAUGAAAGUUCUUUUGAAUUUUUACGCGAGGUCACCAAAAUUGAGGAAGUACCUGAGCCAGAACAGAAACAGUCUGCAGCUCCUGGUCGUCGCGCUGCUACAUCCAAAAAAGCUACUUUGGGAUCUAUUUUCAAAGGGUCUUUGGUACAACUUAUGGACACUAUUCGUCAGACAGAGGUGCAUUAUAUUCGCUGUAUCAAGCCUAAUCAAGCCAAGGUUGCAUUUGAAUUUGAGGCACCUAUGGUUCUUUCUCAGCUUCGUGCGUGCGGUGUUCUUGAGACUAUUCGCAUCUCAUGUGCAGGAUAUCCAAACAGGCAGACAUUCCAAGAGUUUUCACAGCGUUUCUAUUUUCUUGUUCGCUCUGUUGAUUGGGUUGCUGAUCCUAAGCAACUAACAGAAACCAUUGUCAAGGGAUUGAUCUCUGAUGAAGACAAAUAUCAGAUUGGUUUAUCCAAAAUAUUUUUCCGUGCAGGUCAAAUUGCUUAUAUCGAGAAAUUGCGUUCAGACCGAUUUCGCGAAUGUGUCAUUAUCAUACAAAAAAACAUGCGCCGUUUGUUGUAUCAAAAUCAGUACCGCCGUCAACGCAAUGCGGCGAUUACUAUCCAGACCGCGGUUCGUGGUCACCAGGCUCGUGUGUAUACUCGCAAAAUGCGUCAAACUGCUGCUGUCAUCAUUAUCCAAAAGUAUACUCGUCGCUUCAUUGCUCGUCGCAAAUACAAAAAGAUUCGUCGCUCUGUAAUCAAGAUUCAAAAUGCAUACAAAGCAUAUAAAGCUCGUGGAAAGCUUACUGGACUUCGUAAGCAGCAUGCAGCUACACAAAUUCAAAAAGUGUGGCGUGGGUAUGUUGCUCGUCGCCAGUUUAAACAAUAUCUGAAGCGUAUUGUGUUGUUGCAGUCUUGCAUCCGUCGCAAGCGUGCCAUUCGUGAGUUUAAGCAGCUCAAGGUGGAAGCUCGCUCUGUUGGAAAGCUCAAGGAGGUAAACUACAAGCUCGAAAGCAAGGUUGUGGAGUUGUCGCAAAACUUUGCAGCCAAGAAUCGGGAGAACAAUGAGCUAUUGGAUCGUGUCUCUACUCUUGAAUCACAGCUGAGUGGAUGGAAGGAACGAUAUAGUAAAAUUGAAAGUGAAAGUCGUGCCAAGAGCAGUAAUGUUGUUGAGGAGAAUGCUGAGCUGAAAAAGGAAAUUGCUACUCUUAUUGAAGCCAGAGAUACUUCUAGUCGUGAAUCUGACCGUAUGGCUGCUUUAGUUCGUAAGCGUGACCAUGAACUUCAGCAAGUGCGUGAUGAGAAUGCGAAUGUGCAAGAGGAAGUCAAGAAACUUAAGGAGCAAAUCAAAAACACUCCCAAGACUGUGGAUGACUCGGCCAAUGUGGCUAACCUGAAAAAAGAAGUUGCGUCUUUGCGUGAGCAAAUGGGACGUCUUUUGGCAGGAAAAUAUCGCACAGAUCGCAUUACCGAGCAACUAUUGAAUGCUGAUUAUGCUGCUGCCAACCCGUACCCCAGCCCACCGGCUCCAGUUUCCAACUUGACUGCUCCAGUAACCUCUGCAGCACGUGCCUCGAUGGCCUUUUUCGAGUCCGCAGCAGCCACUGUUGCAGAAACUCUUGGUCGUGGAAGCAGUACUGGUAACAUGGAUCGUAUGUCUGUUCGACAAAGUGUUGUCCAGGAGGAAGACGAACCGGAGCAAAAAGAUCGUCCUAUUCGCAUGCUUGAAGCAGCGGAUCUGGAAGAUGAAGUGAUCGAUUCGUUGAUUACCAACCUGCGUAUUCCUUUACCAAGCACUCAAACCGUAGCUACCAAAAAGGAGAUUUUCUUCCCUGCUCACUUGAUUGGCUAUCUCAUGUCUGAACUGCUCGAGUACAAUAUUGUUCCUCGCAUGCGUGUUCUCAUGGGUAAUGUCAUUAAAGCAAUACAUUCCUUGACCAUGAGAUUUGAGGAUGACUAUGUGUCUGCCUUUUGGCUUUCCAACACAUACGAGUUGACCUGUGUUGUCAAGUCUGCGCGUGAGCGAUUGCCACGCAAGUCGCUGCAGGCACCAGAAGAUGGAGAAUCAGCGGAUGUGAUUUUGAUUUCUAUCCGCAACGAUCUUGACCAUGUUAUGCUUGAAGUAUAUCACGGAUGGAUCAAGGAACUCAAGAAGCGUUUAGCCAACAUGAUUGUUCCUGCAGUGAUUGAGAAUCAGUCACUUCCUGGAUACAUUUGUAAACAAAGUGGUGGAUUGUGGGGUAAAUGGGCCAAGACAUCGACCACUUCACAGUUUACCAUUGACCAGCUGCUCAACUUCCUCAGUAAGCUUAGCAAAACUAUGCGAUGCUACUAUAUGGAAGAGUCUAUGAGCCGGCAGAUUAUGACGGAGCUCUUGCGUGUUGUUGGCGUUUCAGCAUUUAAUCAUUUGCUUAUGCGCAAAAACUUUUGUACAUGGAAGCGAGGUGUGCAAAUCCAGUACAACGUAUCUCGCUUAGAAGAGUGGUGCACAGGACACGGUAUUCCAGAAGCUACUUUACAUCUUCAGCAACUCCUUCAAGCAGCCAAGCUUCUCACUCUCAACAAAACAUCACCACAAGAUAUUGACACAAUAUUUGAUGUUUGUUUCCUUCUCAACAACUCCCAGAUUAAAAAAUUACUGUCGCUGUAUUAUGCAGCCGACUUUGAUUCCCCACUCUCGCCAGAUCUGAUGAAAAUGGUGACCAAUCGGGCAGCAGUCAAUGAGAAGAGCGAUGUGCUACUGCUGGAUAUGGAACAAGGACCGGAGUUCAAUAAGCCAAAUCCAAGAACAAUCAAACAGGUUGAAAAGUUUAUUCCAGCUUGGAUCAACUUGCCAUAUAUUCAAGCAGUACUUUCAGCAUCUUUGUCCACCACAACAUAA